GGGAAGGUUAAAAAGAAGCAGUGCACAUGCUCAGAGAUGCUUUUUCUUGUUCUGUUGGCAGUUUGCAGCGGCCAUGCCAAAGAGACCAUCACAAAGACAAGAGAAAUCAGGAGGAAGUACCAAUUAGCAGGAUGCUGACACCUUACCUCCUAAGAAGAGUGGUCUUCAUGGUUCCUUUGAUUUUUGUAGUUGCGCUGCUCACCAUGGAGCCCAUUAAAGCCAACCAAGAAGCAGGAACCACAAUCCCAGCUGAAAGUCGCCCCUGUGUUGACUGCCAUGCAUUUGAAUUCAUGCAGAGGGCCUUGCAGGAUUUAAAGAAGACUGCGUAUAAUCUAGACACACGGACAGAAACACUGCUUCUUCAAGUGGAAAAGAGAACUCUGUGUGACUGUGUAACUGCCGACACGCUGAACUGAACACUGGAGAAGAGCCAAAGAGUGUCACCUGUUCAGCUGGUUUUAAAAAUGCUGCUGGAUGUAAUAUGGACAGCCGUGUGGAGUACAUAUUGCAAGCAUGUAAGCCCCAGUGUAGUGAGGCAAGCAGGUGGGGAGUUUCUUUAUGAGAUGGUGGGGUGGAGUGUGGUUGUCUGUCUUAUGCUUGUUUUCUCCAGUAGGAAGGUGCUACUAUUGUGGCUUGACUGAUUGAUCAUAUCAAGACAGAGCAUUGCAUGCUGGAAUCUGUAGUCUCUGCAGGCUGUAUCGCCAUAUUAAAGGUAAUGGUAGCUGCAAUCCAUUCUGUUUAUUUAUAAUGCAAAUUUGGACCAAAUUCAGCCAAUUUGUAACUGUGGAUUUCAAUGGUGUUCCUACACCUGCUUCUAUCUGGACUGAAUUUGGCCCUAAACAGGACUCCUUGUCUCCUGGGAAGCUGUCGACUUGGCUGGAGAAAAUGUAGGUAUCCUUGAAUUAAAUCAUACACUGUCACUACCCACUUAGCACUCCCACUGUAUGCCAGCACAUGUAGAAAUAGCUAUUGUUUUACCAAUCUAAAUGCAUGUUGUGUACAAAGGGAAAAGGACAAUAAAACUACUAGAAAAACA
This is a messenger RNA of Caretta caretta (loggerhead turtle), 1036 nucleotides long. Its product is annotated as NELL2-interacting cell ontogeny regulator 1. The record is from RefSeq and is a predicted model, not a curated record. NCBI's taxonomy places the organism in Eukaryota, Metazoa, Chordata, Testudines, Cheloniidae.